UUAAGUUGUUUCUAUCUACGUUGUUUCUAUUUUUUUUCUAAUAAUUCUACAUUACAGAAUCUUCAGUUACUAUUAUUAUUAUCGAGACUAUUAUUUAAUAAAAUUCCUCAAUAACAAUAAAGAUUUUUUGAACUUUAGUUCUCAUUGGUAGCAAUUUGGACUCGUCUUCUCUCUCUCUCUCUCUCUCUCUCUCUCUCUCUCUCUCUCUCUCUCUCUCUCUCUCUCUCUCUCUCUUUUUUUCUCUCUUUCUCAUUGCUGUUUGUCAAGAAAGAAUACAUUAACUCUUAAAUUACCUAAGUGAAAUUUAAUCAUGAGACUACCCAGAUAUCCAAACGCCUAUGAAGUUGCCGUCAUGUUGCUGUCAACCGUUGCAGCAACAAUUUCUAAAAACUCGAGACAAGGUGCUUCAGCAUUGUGUGUCUUAGGUUUACUCACGUGAAUUCGACACUAGACUACAGCAUGUUGACGGCAACUUGUUGAUGUUGGUUUGCCUCACCCUGUAUAUUAUGAUAAAAGAAGUAAUUUUAACUAAAUAAAUAUAUAGUGUUUUCAGUAAAUUUAAUUAUAAACCUAAUAUUAGGCUUCUGGCCAGGGAAAGGCCAUUAAAUAUCUUGUAUAGGUCUUUAGAUAUCUUUGAUAUGUCUAGUUCGAAAAUUUUAAAGACAUCUUUUAAGAUAUCUUCAACAAAAUCUUUUUAGAUAUCUUUUAGAUAUAUUUUAGAAAUGUCUUGAAGACAUCUUAAAUAAGAUGUCUUUCCUAUUUCUACAAGAUAUCGAUGUUUACUGGGUUGUUGGCAAAUUGUUGUAAACAUUUAAUACUUACACAUUGUUUCAAUUUUGUUAACAAUGAGAAUCAAUUACAAAACUUCAACGAUUGAGGACAAAUAUGGGAUACCCGAAGGAAAACAUUAUCUCUUUUUCGUUACCAUCAAAAUGCUGUUGACCGCUGUUGAAGAAACGACAAGUCAUCAGUUGUCAUCAUGUUGUCGUCACAUUGCUAACAACAUACCGUACUAAUAUUACUGACCGCUUGCUCUUAAAAUGUUAUCAACUGAAUUCUUGUAUAAUCACUCACGUUGCUGAAUACGAUUGCAUUCCUAAUGUGAUGAUUAACCACGCUUGGUUAUCUGGGUAGUGUCUCCGUGUACGUUUAGUUUGCGCUUAAAAAUAUUGCGGCACGUAACAGUUCGCCUCAUCUUCAAGAUUUUUGACUUGACAUGAUACGACGUGGAAUACUCGCAACUUGCUGCAUGCGAAGCCGCGCGGCGAGCGAGAGGCCUCUCGCAUGGAGCCGCAGACGUGAAUUCUGCACGGCCGCGAUCGAGCCUGACGACGGUCGCUCGCCGUUGAACGGGAUACGAGUUCUGGAUCUGACGCGGAUCGUGGCCGGCCCCUACUGCACCAUGAUCCUGGGCGAUCUCGGCGCGGAGGUCCUGAAGAUCGAGCGACCCGACGGCGGGGACGAGGCGCGCAACUGGGGUCCGCCGUUCUGCCAGGGCACGCGGGAGGCCACGUACUUCAUGAGCGUGAACCGAAACAAGAAGAGCGUCUGCGUAGACCUGAAGAGGGGCAGAGAUAUCAUCUACGAGUUGGCGCGGACGUGCGACGUCCUGGUGGAGAAUUACGUGCCGGGCAAGCUGAACAGCAUGGGCCUAGGAUACGAAGAUGUGGCCAGGAUAGCGCCGCGUCUCGUGUACUGCUCGUUGACGGGCUAUGGGUCCCAAGGACCGUACGCGAGCAGACCCGGGUACGACGUCAUCGCCGCUUCCUUGGGCGGCCUGUUGCACAUCACCGGACCGAAAGACGGACCACCAUGCAAAGUUGGCGUGGCGAUGACCGACCUGGCGACGGGUCUGUACGCUCACGGAGCUAUCAUGGCGGCUUUGCUGCAAAGAAUGAGAACCAAUAAAGGCCAAUGGAUACAGUGUAAUCUCCUGUCGACACAGAUCUCGUGCCUGAUAAACAUCGCCUCGAAUUACUUGAAUGGCAAUAAGGAGGCAACGAGGUGGGGGUCUGAACACGAGAGCAUCGUUCCUUACGAAGCCUUUUCCACGAAAGACGGAUACAUGACGAUCGGGAUAGGAAGCGACGCGCAAUUUAUUGAAUUAGUAAAAAGAUUACAAAUGCCAGAACUCGGCACCAAUGACAAGUUUAAGAAUAACACAGUUAGAGUUAAGAACAGAACAGAGCUACUUGCAAUUCUUAGAGAUACGCUUAAAAAAAAGACAAAUCAAGAUUGGUCUGCAAUACUGAAAGGGGCCUCGUUUCCUUAUGGAGCAGUAAAUAAUAUAAGAGAGGUAUUCGACGACCCCCACGUAAAAUAUAUAAAGUUGGUUCAAGAAGUAGAUCACCCAGUUGCUGGCAAAGUGAAACUUGUUGGACCACCUGUGACAUACAGCUACGCUACCAAUAUAGUGCGAUCACCACCACCAGCAUUGGGACAGCAUACGUCAGAAGUUUUAAGAAACAUAUUAAACUAUUCAGAUGAUAAAGUAGAAAGUUUAAAGGCACAGAAAGUUGUGCGAUAAUUCAUAAAUCUCUUUUUAUCUGUAUAUUUUUAUCAGUGGGGUAACAAAUCUCUAUUUUAUAAUAAAACAGAGUUGUUAUGAAGCAAUUUUAAUAAUAGUGACCAAUGCAUAUUGUAUCAAGAUGUAUUUCAUCAUAUUAUAUGAAUGUUAUAUUUUAAGAUUUGUAUUUUAUCGAUAUAUAUAUUUUUUUUAAGACUUAAGAUAUAUUUUACUUUAAUAAAAUGUAAUAAAAUUAAAAAACUGUAAAUUUUGUUAUAUUUUUAAAACAUGUAUCAUUUUUAACACACUUAAUAAAUUAUAUUAAUUUGUAUUAUGCUUAUUGUAACAAAUUUUUUCUACAAUCAUUUAAGUUUCAAUCAUUCUACAAUCAUAAAGUUAAUUAUAAAAAUCACUAUGUAUAAUUAAAAAAUUAUAAUAUAAAAAUUUUUAUAUU
Messenger RNA from Monomorium pharaonis (pharaoh ant), 2960 nucleotides. Its product is annotated as succinate--hydroxymethylglutarate CoA-transferase. Gene Ontology annotation, molecular function: catalytic activity. The transcript has 2 exons. NCBI's taxonomy places the organism in Eukaryota, Metazoa, Arthropoda, Insecta, Hymenoptera, Formicidae. The record is from RefSeq and is a predicted model, not a curated record. Bases 1217 to 2527 code for a protein of 436 amino acids.